ACCACCAGCUCGGCGUGCAAGGGCUGCUGCGGGAAGAGGUGUCCCGGCUGCAGGAGGAAGUCCACCUGCUCCGGCAGAUGAAGGAGAUGCUGACGAAGGACCUGGAGGAGUCGCAGGGCGGCAAGUCCGCCGAGGUCCUCUCGGCCACCGAGCUCAGGGUGCAGCUGGCCCAGAAGGAGCAGGAGCUGGCCAGAGCCAAAGAGGCCUUGCAGGCCAUGAAAGCCGACCGGAAGCGCCUGAAGGGCGAGAAGACGGACCUGGUGAGCCAGAUGCAGCAGCUGUACGCCACGCUGGAGAGCCGCGAGGAGCAGCUGCGGGACUUCAUCCGGAACUACGAGCAGCACCGCAAGGAGAGCGAGGAUGCCGUCAAAGCUCUGGCCAAGGAGAAGGACCUGCUGGAGCGGGAGAAGUGGGAGCUCCGGCGCCAAGCCAAGGAGGCCACGGACCACGCCACGGCGCUGCGCUCCCAGCUGGACCUCAAGGACAACCGGAUGAAGGAGCUGGAGGCUGAGCUGGCCAUGGCCAAGCAGUCCCUAGCUACGCUGACCAAGGACGUCCCCAAGCGGCAUUCACUCGCCAUGCCAGGCGAGACCGUGCUCAACGGCAACCAGGAGUGGGUGGUGCAGGCGGACCUGCCGCUGACCGCAGCCAUCCGGCAGAGCCAGCAGACGCUCUACCACUCGCACCCCCCGCACCCUGCAGACCGGCAAGCGGUCAGGGUGAGCCCCUGCCACUCCCGGCAGCCUUCCGUCAUCUCCGACGCGUCUGCCGCCGAAGGCGACCGGUCAUCCACGCCAAGCGACAUCAACUCCCCUCGCCACCGGACGCACUCCCUCUGCAACGGCGACAGUCCCGGCCCAGUUCAGAAGAACCUGCACAACCCCAUUGUACAGUCACUAGAGGAUCUUGAAGACCAAAAACGGAAAAAGAAGAAAGAGAAGAUGGGAUUUGGCUCCAUCUCCCGCGUCUUCGCCAGAGGGAAGCAGCGGAAGUCCCUCGACCCCGGCCUGUUUGAUGGUACCGCCCCUGAUUAUUACAUAGAGGAGGACGCGGACUGGUGAUACCCGCCUCCCUGCGCCCGCCGCCCGGCGGGNGUGUCUGUGCGUGUGGGUGUGUGUGGGGCGUGCGUGGCAGGUGCGGGUGCUGGGUGUGGCCAGGCGCGGACGCGUGGGACCCCUCCCCCUUGCGGCGCCACCUCUGUAAUUGAUGUACAUACUGCAAACGUGUGUGACUCUGUCAACUCUCUGUCGUCUUCGGCACGAUGCGGUCGUGUUGUUCAUCUGGGUUUGUUUCGUUUUGUAUUUUUGUUCCCCUUUUGUUUUUAUGUUUCCUUUCGUUCGGUUCGUUGGGUUGUGUUUUUCCCUCCUGUCCCCGCCCCUCCCCUCCUUUCUAUGAAACUUGAAAACUUGAA
This is a messenger RNA of Myotis brandtii (Brandt's bat), 1411 nucleotides long. Its product is annotated as kazrin. The coding region runs from base 78 to 1061 and encodes 327 amino acids. NCBI's taxonomy places the organism in Eukaryota, Metazoa, Chordata, Mammalia, Chiroptera, Vespertilionidae. The record is from RefSeq and is a predicted model, not a curated record. The transcript has 9 exons.